AUGGCAGGUCCAUCUUUCUCCAUCUUAAGCCGCAAUUUCAUUGAACACUGUGUCUUAGGCACCGACAACUUCCCUCGGACUCUACUCAUGUACCUGUCCAACACACCUGCUUCCCUCUCCAACUACUUCCCAACGAUCCUCUGCAACUCGAAUCUCUUCAAAAAGACCAUCAUCAACAACAACUUACUCUACCUACCUUCUAACGACACUUCUAAAGAAACACCCCACCAUCUUGAUCCCAAAGAGUUCACGGAUAUGGUUGAAUCAGGAGCAGCAUUUGCACGAGUAUCAAGCCACGAUGACCCUAUCCUUGAUCGUAUCGAUCAUGAGCUUCUGGGACGCACACAUGGUGAGGUUGUUCCUGGUGGUUGGUGUUUGGGAGAUGCUGGUGACAACAGGAGCUUGUGUUCUGUCUGGGGAGACUCGGGUAUUCUUAGGCCCGGUUCUGGUUCCGAGAGGCUGGAGAGACGGGUUGUUGAGUUACUGUCAAAUGAUUGGUUCAGAUUGCAUCAAUGCAUAGCAGAAUGA
This is a messenger RNA of Eruca vesicaria subsp. sativa (arugula), 528 nucleotides long. Lineage: Eukaryota; Viridiplantae; Streptophyta; Magnoliopsida; Brassicales; Brassicaceae. The record is from the annotation of a GenBank genome assembly.